GAUUAUAAUCCAGCUAUUCUUGUUGCUUGGGAAGAAAACAUGGAUAUUCAGUUUGUAGGUGAAAAAUCUACGUUAUUAACUUGGUAUACUACAAAAUAUGUUUCCAAAGCAGAAAAGAGUAAUAAUGCAGAAGAUACAUUUCAAAAGAUAAAUUCAACAAAAUCGUUGAGCAGUUGUCUUUGGAAUAUUGGAGUGCGCAUGUUGAAUCACAGGGAAUGUGGAGCUCUUGAAGCUGCUGACACUUUGUUAGGAAUAUCAUUAUACGGAACUGACAAGGAAACGACUAUAAGAUGGUUAGAUGUAAAUAUGAUUAGAAGUAGAAAAGUUAAGUCUCACAAAGAGAUUGAAAUGUUAAAUUCUGAAUCGACCGAUAUUUUUUGUCCUUCUUUAAUUGAUACAUAUUAUCCGAGCAGACCUAAAGAACUAGAAUCUACUAAUUUGUAUGAGUAUACAAAAUGGUAUGAUAUUACGAAAGAUAAACCAAUUUCUAAGAAAAUAAAAUAUUACGUGCUCGGUGAAUCUUUAUAUUUAAGGAAACGUAAACGUGGAUAUCUUAUCAAUCAUUACGAAUACAAUGUCCAUACUCAACCAGAGCGUUACUACUUUUCAUUAUUGUUAUUAUUUCAGCCUUGGAGAGAUAUUAGUGAAUUAAAGAAUGAAUGUGAUAGGUAUGCAGAAACAUUUUCUUUAGUACAAUUUAAAUUGAAAGACGCUCUUCAGUAUCACGAAAAAAUAACCGUCAUUCAGCAAGGUAUAGAUAAUAUUAAAGAAUUAAUACAAGAAAAAAUUUCAGAAAUUAGAAAAGAUGAAGAGGAAAAUUACUGUCCUGAAAAUUGUGCAUUAGAAUGUGUUCCUGUCGAAGUUGAAGGAACAAUGAGGGACUUUAAAGAUAUUAAUGAAGAUAGUAAUAAAUUUGAAGUUAACGUCGAUGAAAUGGUGACGCAAUUAAAUACUGAUCAAAAACGAAUCUUUGAUAGAAUUACUGCUGCUGUAUCUGAUGAUAAUAAUGAAGUUCUUAGACUUUAUGUUAGCGGUGAAGGUGGUACUGGAAAGAGUUUUUUGAUCAAAACUAUUAGAUGUUGGAUUAAAAAAUAUAUUGGAGACAAAGACACAGCGGUAACUGCACCAACCGGUAUAGCAGCUUUUAAUAUUGAUGGACUUACUAUUCAUAGAUUAUUUCAAUUGCCAGUAGAACAUGGCCGUACUGCUAAAUAUAAACAACUCUCUGAUAUAGCCCUUAAAGUUAUACGGGACGAACUUAAGAAUGUUGUUUUAAUUAUUAUUGACGAAGUUUCAAUGAUUUUAAAUAUUACAUUAAUGUACAUUCAUCUUCGACUAACAGAGAUAUUUAAUACCAUGGAUUGUGAUAAUGGAUGGUUCGGCAAAAACCAUAUACUUCUUUUUGGAGAUUUAUUGCAACUUCCACCUGUACAUGAAAAUCCGCCUUUUAUUAAAUUAGCAAAAUUACAAAGUCAGAAGUAUGUUGGUGCAAUGGGCUCUGUAAAUUUAUGGUCUUUAUUCAGUUAUGAUGAAUUACAAAUUAAUGUGCGACAACAAGGUGAUGACUCUUAUCGAGAUAUAUUAACGAGAAUUCGAGUUGAAACACUAACAGAUUCGGAUGUAAUUAUUUUAGAAACGAGAAAAAUUAAUUUUAGAGAAACUAAUUGUGACGACCGAUUACAAGCAUUAUGUAAUUACUUACAAAAUUUACCAAUGGAUACAGUUUGUUUACUUCCAACUUGUGCAUUAUGUGAUGUUUUGAAUACUGCAAUGUUAGAUCGUAUUUCUUCAGAUAAGAUAGAACUCAUUGCUGAAGAUCUGGCAGAAUGUGCAUCAUAUUUAAAGAAAAACGUUAUGAAGAUAUUAAAUAAAGACGAUGAAGAUAGUUCUCGAACAGCUGGAUUAGCAAGAAUCAUAACUGUCAAAGUAGGAGCGCGUGUAAUGCUUAGAAGAAAUAUCGAUAUUAGUUUAGGUCUUGUGAAUGGUACCAUUGGUACAAUUAUAUCAAUUAUACAUAGCGCAAUUGACAAUAAAGUAGAAAAAAUAAAGAUAAGAAUGUCAUCAGGAAUAGAGCAUAUUAUAGAACGUUUAAGUGUCAAAUUUGAAGUAAUGGAUAGAGCAUUUGUUAUAAGAAAACAAUUUCCUAUAUGUCUAAGUUAUGAUAUGACUAUCCAUAAAAGUCAAGGCUUGAGUUUAAAGCAUGCUGUUGUGGAAGCUGGAAAUUCUAUAUUCAGUUGGGACAAAUAUAUGUCGCUCUUUCACGAGUAACUACGUUGAGUGGAUUGCACCUUAUAAAUUUUGAUCCCUCUUCUGUAAAAGCAAAUGAGUUAGCUAUAAUAGAAUAUAACAGAUUACGAACACAAUAC
Messenger RNA from Ooceraea biroi (clonal raider ant), 2366 nucleotides. Its product is annotated as ATP-dependent DNA helicase pif1-like. The record is from RefSeq and is a predicted model, not a curated record. Gene Ontology annotation, biological process: DNA repair; telomere maintenance. Lineage: Eukaryota; Metazoa; Arthropoda; Insecta; Hymenoptera; Formicidae. Gene Ontology annotation, molecular function: DNA helicase activity.